This is a messenger RNA of Sinocyclocheilus anshuiensis, 2173 nucleotides long. Its product is annotated as G1/S-specific cyclin-E2-like. NCBI's taxonomy places the organism in Eukaryota, Metazoa, Chordata, Actinopteri, Cypriniformes, Cyprinidae. The transcript has 10 exons. The coding region runs from base 27 to 1208 and encodes 393 amino acids. The record is from RefSeq and is a predicted model, not a curated record.
GGAGAAAAACACCAUUUGUUUAGAAAAUGUCAAGACGCAGUAGUCGCAACACAUUACAAGAAAGAAAUGAAAAUGCACCAGAACAAAACAAACCGCAUAUGAAAAGAAAAGGCGAGCAGUGCAAUAGAAGAGUCCCGUCAACAGCUAAGAAACAACACUAUGAGAUUCAGAACCGGUGUUUUGAAGGUGAUAUUAGUCCCAGUGUGUUAAUCGAGACUCCUCAGAAAGAGGUUCAUCAGGAGACCGCUAAUCUUUCUGGUUUCAAGCGCUUCAGAUUCAAGAACCUCUUUGUGAAACCCUCUCCGCUGCCAUGCCUCAGUUGGGCCAGUUCAGAUGAUGUGUGGAUAAAGAUGCUAAACAAGGAGCUGAAGUAUGUACAUGACAAGGGCUUCAUCCAGCAGCAGCCGACCCUGCAGCCCAAAAUGAGGUCCAUUCUGCUGGACUGGCUCAUGGAGGUCAGUGAAGUUUAUACUCUCCACCGGGAGACAUUUUACUUGGCUCAGGACAUCUUUGAUCGCUUCAUGCUCACUCAAAAAGACAUCGGCAAAGAUCAGCUGCAGCUCAUCGGCAUAACGUCACUCUUCAUAGCCUCAAAGAUAGAGGAGAUUUACCCGCCAAAGCUCCAGGAGUUUGCUUAUGUGACGGACGGGGCCUGCAACGAGGAGGAGAUUCUUGCUAAAGAGCUUGUGAUACUGAAGGCGUUGAAGUGGGAGCUCUGUCCUGAGACCGUCAUCUCAUGGUUGAAGCUCUACUCCCAAGUGGACGCUUCGAAGGAUGAUGCUAAUUUCCUCAUUCCUCAGUUCUCGCAGGAAACCUACAUCCAAAUCACACAGUUGUUGGAUCUUUGCAUUUUGGAUAUUAAUUGUUUGGAUUACCAGUAUGGAGUCCUCGCUGCUGCUGCAUUUUGUCACUUUACUUCUUUUGAAACGGUCCAUAAAGUAUCAGGGCUCACAUGGGACAGCAUAUCAAGCUGUGUGCGGUGGAUGAACGCAUUUGCACGAGCGGUUCGUGAAUGGCCCAGACCACAGCUGAAGGACUUCAAAAAGGUGGCGGCAGGUCGACACAACAUACAGACCCACGUGGACUAUCUGGCCAUGCUGAGUGAAGCACAUGAUCGGCAGCAGGACAGCUUGGACCGGAUGUCUCCUUUGGCUGUAGCUGGAAUACUGACCCCUCCUAAAAGCACUGAGAAACCUGCUAAUGCCUGACGGGUUUGAGGAGAACCUGCUAUAGCUAGUCUUUAUUUAAUGCCAUCACAGCCCAGAGAUCUGAGAGCCCUUCCAGACCAACCCAUCCAGGCACUUACAGUUGUGUGUGUGUGUGGGGGGGGUCUGUAACACACAAACAUUCAGAUGUUGUUUGAAAUUGAGGGAGAACCUAAGUUUGGUUUCCCAGAGCAGUGUUUGAAGCACUCAAAAGUGCCUUCCAUCGAAGAAUGGAUUAAUAUCCAUUUUCUGAAGCUAGAAAUGAAAGGUUAAUGAUCUCAGACUGAACCUGCUUAAGAGCGUCUGGCUUUGUUGCCAGUUCAGAAGUCUGCACAGAUGCUGCUGCUGCUUCAUGGAUCAUACGUUACCGUUUUAUGUUAUGUAAAUACAAUUUAAUUUGAUUGUGAGUGUGCGUGUGAUGUGAAACCUAUGUUCUGAAUUUUGGCGUUAAUGUGGUCCGAUGCCAACCCAGUGGUGCUAAAUGUGCUUGUUAAACAGGACGAGCCUGUACAACCAGCAGAAUCGGUUAUUGGCCUGUUUUCUUAAACCUUCAGGUCCUUGUGAACGUUAUUCCCUUGUUUUCAUUCUCAAGAUACUCCUGUAAGACUUGACUGUUUUCACCCCUCAGAAGUGAAUUUACCAAACUGAAUUAAAGCAAACUGCAUAUUUAUUUCAUAUAGAUAGAUUUUUCAUUUUAAUAUUUGAAUUGCAAUUUUGUUCCUCAAUGCCAAAGGCAUAUUUAAUAAUUUGAGGUGCUUGAUAUUUAUGAAUUUAAUGCCUUUUUGUUUGUAGCAUAGCUUGAAUUAAAUUUGACCUGGACUUGAGCCAGUCAUGUUAGCUUCGUUGUUGAUUUAAGAACAGUGUAAAAAUGUACUAUGAAUUGUACAUAAGAUGAACUGUAUAUGUGUACAAAUAACAAUUUCAAGACUCUGUAAUGUGUAAUUUCCAACGUGAAGUUAUUAAAAAGU